CUUCUUUUUCAGCAUACAUAUAUCGAUAUUAACAUAAAACAUUGUCGUCGUAACUGCCUUUUUAAGAAAAUUUUAUCACAUAUCUACAGGAAUGAACGAGGAAAUUUAUUAUAUUGGUCACAUGGAAGCUAUUAUGCCUUUGUUGUCUUUGAAAGAUAAUGCAAUUAUUUUCAUACCAAUUAUUUGAGUAUCGCGGUCAGUAUAGUUCAGUAUAUUGCAUCUAAGUGAAAGCAGACUCCUUGAAAACAGCUCCUCGCCUAAUCUUGAGUAGAAUUUACUUUCAGUAGCCCUAAGUCUCGAAAAGUGAGAUUCCUGUCUCCAAAAAAAGCUGAUCUGAGGAGAUAAACCAUUUGUGGUUGUUUUUUUGCGUGACAAAAUAUUAGAUGUAACAAAGCCAUCUUUAACUGCUGUCAUGUACCAUGUUUUAAUUGGCUGUCCAAGAAAAUGCGCGAGUUUUCAUUGGACGGAUCAUUGCACAACCUUCUUUGUCUUCGGUAAAAGAACAAGUCGAGUAAUUGAUCGGUAGAUUUGUAAUCUUCUGUCCGGCAGUCAUGAGUUUGAUUUCGUCGUUAGGUUUUAUUGGCGGGGGCAAGGCCGCACAAGUUCUUGCUAAAGGAUUUUUAUCCGCCGGGAUAAUCAAAGCAAACGAAAUUUUUGCCAGCGCUCCGUCAGAAAGAGACUUGAACCAGUUUCGUUCAAUGGGCUGUAACGUGACUAACGACAACAAAAUUAUCAUGAAAGAAAGUAACUUCGUUUUCCUCGCGAUAAAAGCCAAAGUUUUCCCUGAAGUUUUAAAGGAAAUUUCUCCUGUGGUAACAAGAAAUCAUAUGGUAGCAUCAAUAGCGGCUGGAGUGACUUUGGAUUAUCUGCAAAAUUACUUGCCCGGCCGAAGUCGCGUGGUUCGUAUGAUGCUAAACACUCCAGUGCAAUUUCGCGAGGGAGUCACGGCUGUAACAUUCGGAAAAUUUGCUCGGGAUGAUGAUUACACGUUUGUUCAUCAGCUGAUGUCCUCUGUGGGAUAUUGCUUUGAUGUGGAGGAAGAACUAAUGGAUGUGAUGACUGCGUUAACUGGUGGUGGACCUGCUUACCUGUACCUCGCGAUCGAAGCUCUCGCGGAUGGCGCUGUGAGAGCUGGAUUGAAUCGCCAAGAGGCCAUGAAAUUAGCGGCGAAAACGUGUGCUGGAGCGGCUAAAAUGGUGUUAGAAAGUGGACAACAUCCUGGGGAACUUAAAGAUGCCGUCUGUUCCGCCGGGGGGUCAACAAUCGCAGGGAUAAAUGCCCUUGAGGAGUGUGGUUUUCGAGGAGCUCUGAUGAAGGCUGUUAACGCCGCCACAGAACGAGCGAAAGAGCUUGGCAAAAACGGGACACGGUGAACAACGACAAAAUAGAGAAUACAGAGGAACCCUUAUUUUAGUUUCAGUGUAGUCUUAGAAAGAGAUUAAUUGUAAUCAAAGUUAUAUUGAUCACAAAAAUUAUAUUUUUUUGUUUAGAUUCCUCGACUCCUAACAUGCCACGUGGCUUCCGUUUGAAUCCAAGGUUACGUCAGACUUUGGCGCCAAUUUUAGUACAAUGCGAUAAAUAUUUACCAUAUUGACCUUCAGGUGUCUAAUCACCCAAAACAAUAGCUUUAUUUAUUUUAGAGAAGAAGGCAUGUUAUGUUUCAUCCACGCCCAGAACAAAUGUGUAACUCAAUAUCCAACUGUAUAUUUGCAACAUCCGACUUUGCAGUUAUGAACACCAACAACUGUAAACAGUAAAGUGGGAUGUCAAGUCACAAAUCUUGAAGUUGGUAACAUUAGCAUGGGAUUUUGAGUCACCCAGUCUAUAAAGUUCGUCAUAUGUUAAUAAUGUAUGCCAGGUUAAAAAUGUUUUUUUGACUGUCAUAUUGGAUGCCGAGGUUCCAACUGAAAAUCAUAAUAUUUAUGCCUUCAAGUUAUGAUUCUUAUCUCCUACAUGUAACUUAUUACUAUGAAAAAAAAGUUGACACAAUAACAUAUCCAGCAUUUGGAUUACAAAAAUAUCAGCUCAUUUUACCAUCAGGGUAGGUAAUUUGCUGGGUUUUUUUUUUUUCCACAAAAUAAAUCUCAGAGUUGCAUUGCUGGUCAUCUAGAUCAACCCUUUGGAUUAGCUAGCAUAAGAAUAGUUCUAUUAUUUUAUUUAUUUUAACGGGGUAGUACUUCUUAUCAAGAUUAUGCCUUGUAGCCCCAAUCGUGUCAAAGUCUGUUGGAAUAUCAUAGAGAAGUUACUUUUUUUGUGUGUUUUCAAAUGUUGUUCUCCUGCAUCUAGUUGCUGAAUGGUAGACAAUAAUAUUUAAGCUAACUCUUUGUCUUAGACAUGUUUAAACAUUAAAGAAAUAUAGUGGAACCCUUAUUAAGCAGCCACCCCUUAUUUAGCAGCCACCCCCUAUUAAGCAGUCCAGAAAUUAUUGUCCGUAAAAUACUGUAAAUAAAAGCCCUACCACUAUUAAGCGGCCGUGGCCACCUUUUGGACAUCAUGAUGGGGGUUUUCCAUUGUCUUUAUCUUUAUUAAAUGCCCACUCAAAAUUUAAAUAGACACAUAAAUUAACUUUUUUUUGGAAGAGGCAAUGGCAGAUAAGAGUCCAAAAUAGAAGGUGAAAAGUGAUAAAAACAUUCAAACACACGUUUAUCAUGACUGACUUGAAGUGACUCCAUGUUCACUACGAAAUUAACCCAAUGGUGAAAAUACUAAAAUGUAAACAAACCCCUAUCAAGCAGCCAAGCCCUAAUUAAGCAGUCACCUCCCAUUUCCACUAGGGUGGCUGCUUAAUAGGGGUUCGACUGUGCUCGCAUUCCCAUAUAAGCACAAUAAUGCCCUGCAAGUGCGUCCAAUAUAUUAAAUGAAUUUUAUAACAGGAACCAGUAUAGUCAGUGUACAAAAUGGAGGACCUUACUGAUUAUACUCAGUGCUUGUCAAAUUGAAAAUAAGUUAAAUUUCAAUUUAUUGUUUAUUGUGGGAGGCAUUGAGGCCCAAAGCUUAGUGUCCUGGCCUUUGGCUUCAAGCCCUGGCUGCAUCACUGUGUUGUGUUCUAGGAUAACACUUCCUCUCACUGCUCUUUGCUCUCCACCUAGUCGUAUAAAUGGCAGAGUUUAAACCAGACAAAAAAAAAAUUCAAAGGCAAUAUCAGAAAAAUAACUUCUCUUAUACACUGUUUUGUAUUUAUUCAUUUUCUUAAAUGCAUAUCCUUUACAGGAAUCUGAAAUAAAUAAAUUCACAAUUUUUUCUGAGGCAAGAACCUAAGUUUGUCUGGUACCGGCUGGUAUACAGUACAGUCGAAAUGAGAAAAAUAAGAUGGACUAACUUCCAAUCCAGGGAGAUUAGAAAUAACUCCUUGUCAUUUCAAUCACUGGUUAGUUAUUUUUUUCUACUGGCCUUGAUUCAUUUCUCUUGCUCUUAUUGGGGGGAAAUGUGCAGUUUGCUUCAUUAUACAUGUAAUGAUAUAAUAUGAGAACAAACUAAAUCCCAAUCACUCUCGACAUUUAGUAUUUAACAGGUUAACUACAUUAGUGACACUUUUACAGUUAAUCAGUCCAAAACUUGUGACUUCAUCUCAUCUGAUUGAUAUACUGAACUAGAAAAACAUUUCUGGGCAGUGAUCAUAAUACACAAAUUAAAAUUUGCUGAAAUACAUUUUCAAAAUGGUCACUGUGAAUUUCAACAUUCCACACUUAGGCUAAACUUUCAUGGAAAUCUCAUGUAUAAGUACUGCUUUUUUCUGCUAAUAUUCUACACUACCCAAAUGAGCAGUAACUCCAAACUAGACCAAGUAAUUGACACUUACAUUAACUAUUCACUUGCGAUAAACAUAAUCUUGAUAUUAUAUUUUACCAGAUUUCUUUUUUGCACACUUUGAAAACCCAAAUACACAGUAAUAAACUAAGCUUGCAGUGCAUUAAUUCAAAAAAAUAUAAGCCACAAUAUUGUGCUUGUGAUAAUUUCCCAGGCCAGGACAAUUUCUUCCAAAAUAUUAUUUUCUUUAAAGCUGCAUUGAAGCUGUAAAUCAUUUAUUUCUUAUUACAAUUCUUGCAUGUUCCCAUGAUAUAAUUUUUUUUUUUUGUUAAGUUUGCCUCGAGCAAAAUGUUAAAUAUCUUGUCCUAAAGAAAGAGAGAUACAGGGAAAGGGACAAACAAUGACACAAAUAAACAAUAUAAAAUAAUUUACAAAGACUACGAGUUGACUGUGGAUGUACUUCACAAGUCUGCUUUGGUUUGAAUUUGUUAACUUUGAUGACUUAAUUAGUUUUUGCACAUUGGUGCUCUUUCAAAUCAGACUAAACCUGUUCUCUCCACCAUUAAGGAGAAAAUUAAUUAAAAAUAAUUGACUGGAUUACAUUGUGCUUUCAAGUGCUUGGCACUUCAAUAAUACUAAGCUAAAAUCUAAAUAUAAAACAAUAAUUGGAAACCACUGUUAAGAAGUGUAUG
Molecule: messenger RNA, 4439 nt
Organism: Orbicella faveolata
Lineage: Eukaryota; Metazoa; Cnidaria; Anthozoa; Scleractinia; Merulinidae
Product: pyrroline-5-carboxylate reductase 1, mitochondrial-like
Biological process (GO): L-proline biosynthetic process
Molecular function (GO): pyrroline-5-carboxylate reductase activity
Source: RefSeq, a predicted model, not a curated record